Molecule: messenger RNA, 576 nt
Organism: Coccinella septempunctata (seven-spotted ladybird)
Lineage: Eukaryota; Metazoa; Arthropoda; Insecta; Coleoptera; Coccinellidae
Exons: 1
Coding region: 1-576 (191 amino acids)
Source: RefSeq, a predicted model, not a curated record
AUGGUUUUCGCCAAAGAGCCUAUCCGAUGCAAGAUAGUAAUUAACGGAGAAAUCCUAGAGCAAGUGUCAAGAUUUAUCUACCUAGGAGUGACAGUAUCCAGUGAACGACGCAUCGUAGAAGAAGUCCGAACACAGGCGCACAAAGUAGAUAAGAUCGGAGGCUGCCUCAGAGAUAUAGUCUGGAACAACAAAACCAUGAGUCACAAAGCGAAAACACGCAUAUACAAAGCGUGUGUGAGACCAGUGCUCACAUACGCCGCCGAAACGAGGGCAGAAACGUCGACAACGAAGAGAAUGGCGAGAACAACCGAAAUGAGGAUACUAAGAUCAAUCAAAGGGAUAACACUCAGAGACCAUGUGAGGAGUUCAGACAUAAGGGAAGAACUGGAGGUGCAGGAUGUCGUCAGAUGGGUGAGAGCACGCAGGAGGUUCUGGAGAGACCACGUGGAGAGGAUGCCGGAUGAGAGACUAGCCAAAUGGGCGGAAACACAAAAACCCAGCACACGCAGACCAUUAGGGCGCCCUCCAAAGCGUUGGAAAGAGAGCUGGAACUCGUUGUCCCAGGAAACACAAUAA